AUGCGAAGUAGGGAUGCAUGGCUGGCUGUUUGUUUUGGCCAACUGAACGGUGAAGCGACCCAGUCUGAGCCCAGUGUGCCGAUCGAUUGGGAAGGCCAGGCAAAUGCACCAAUCGGCGGUGUUUGCUGGAGGCACCCAGGCCUAAUCGCCCGCAUACGUGCCUAUGAAUGGAAGGACGGUGUGGUAUGGCUGGAGAGGCAAAUGGCGAAACAGCACACAACCAGGCCUUCUAAAUCACCUAAAGCCGGCCUCGCGAUUUGCUCCUUUGCCACAUCAACUGGCAGGGCCGUGCCAAAGUCAACAGGGUCGGCAUCACAACAGCUUGUGCUAGAGACUGAGAUUGGCCAGCUAGUUGGAUGA
Messenger RNA from Protopolystoma xenopodis, 360 nucleotides. The record is from the annotation of a GenBank genome assembly. Lineage: Eukaryota; Metazoa; Platyhelminthes; Monogenea; Polystomatidea; Polystomatidae.